CGGUUUUGAUGAUGUGAGCGAGAGAAAAUGAGUUGCUACGUUCGAACAUUGGCUGUAUUUAUGUUUUCGUUUUAUCAAGUUGUGAAUUCCUAUGUGUAUGAAAAAGAAACUCGUGUUGGUCCUUUACCUUCCCGAACUUAAUGCGGAAUACACACAUUAUUGCGACAAGCAAAUUAAUCGUUUGAAAAAAAACGUGAAAAAGUGUGAUUCUCCAUCGGGAUUUUUUGCAAACAAGUAAUUGUGUUAAUUGUGAACAUUUGAAGAAAGUGAAUUUUUAUCGAAAUCAAUUUUUUUCUGCCGAAUUUUAUUUACUGCCGACACAUUUUUCCAACUCUUAACCUCUACGAGUAAAACAACUUGACUAUUUAGACAAAAUGGUUGCUAAAGUUAAAGGAAACAAACGUAAGCAACAACCAGAAGAGGCCACACCAUGGGCUGAAUUGAAAGAUGGCGUUUUGGUUGCCAACGAGAAAAAGGCAAAAGUUGUUGAUACACCCAACAAAAAGGUAUUGGAUCAACGGCAAAAAAACUAUGAACAAUUUCUGUCGGAAGACAUCAAAAAUAAUUCCACGUUUGAUACAUUAAAGGAUGCCAAACCGAAAAAGGGUGCACCAGUCGUUGUCAAGAAACAAGAAAGCAGCAGUGAAGACGAUAGCAGUGAAGAGGAACAAGUCGCUGUUAAACCAACACCAGUGAAGAAUGGCAAAGCCAACGGUGUGGCUAAUGGCAAGGCUAAACCAGUUCAAGCUAAAGAGAGCAGCAGCGAAGAAGACUCUGAUUCAGAUGAAGAAGAGGAGGUCAAACCGACACCAGCCAAACAAGCUAAAGUUACACCAGCAAAGCAAAACGGUAAAGCUGCUCCAAAGGCUGUUGCCGCUGCUGAAAGCAGCAGUGAAGAGGACUCUGAUUCAGAUGAAGAAGAAGAGGAGGUCAAACCGACACCAGUUAAGCAAACACCAGCCAAGCAAACACCAGCCAAGCAAACUAAAGCCGCUCCAGUGAAACAAAACGCAAAGGCUGCUGCUAAAGCUGAAGAAAGUAGCGAAGAGGACUCUGACGACGAUGAUGAUAGCGAAGAGGAAGAAGAAAAACCAAAACCAAAACCAACACCAGCUAAACAAGCUAAAGUUGUGCCAGCCAAAAAUGGUAAAGCUGCAGCUAAAGUCGAAAGUGAGGACGAGUCCGAUAGCGACGAAGACGACGAUGACGAUGAUGAGGAAGAAGAAGCUCCUGUUAAAAAAGGUACGCCAGCUGCUAAGGCCAAAAAAGAGAGUAGCGACGAUGACAGCAGCGAUGAUGACGAAGAGGAAUCACCAGUUCAAGCUGUUGUCAACAAGAAAUCAGCACCAGCCGCCAAGAAACCGGCCAAGGAAGAAUCGGACGAUUCCGAUGAGUCAGACAGUGACGAUGAGCCAGCCGAAGAGGAGCCAAUUCAGAAGAAACCAACCAAGGCAGCUGCAAAGGAUGACAACAAUCCAUUCGGUAAGGGAACCAAACGUAAGGCAAACGAUAACAAUGACCGUGCACCACAGAAUAAAUUCAACAAGGGAGGUGAUGGCAACCGCCAAACCACUUGUUAUAACUGCAACGAAACUGGCCACAUGAGCCGUGAAUGUCCAACAAAAAAGGGACCAGGCAAAUGUUUCAAUUGCAAUGAAGAAGGUCACAUGAGCCGUGAAUGCCCAACAAAGAAACAAGGUGGAGGUAACACCACUUGUUAUAAUUGCAAUGAAACGGGCCACAUGAGCCGUGAAUGUCCAUCGAAGAGACAAGGUGGCGGUAACACCACUUGUUAUAAUUGCAAUGAAACGGGCCAUAUGAGCCGUGAAUGCCCACAGAAAAAAGGCCCUGGUAAAUGUUUCGCAUGCGGAGAAGAAGGUCACAUGUCACGGGAAUGCCCCACAAAAUCAUCAGAGGAAAAAGUUUGUUUCGGCUGCCGUCAACCAGGACACAUGUCCCGCGAUUGCCCAACUGGCCAGAAGAGUAAGGGUUGCCUGAAAUGCGGCUCUGAAGAACACACAUACAGACAAUGCACACAAGAAGGAGACAAAUUCGCUUUUGCCGACUGUUUUGUGUGUAAAGAAAAGGGUCACAUUUCAAACCAAUGCCCACAGAGACAAGGUGGUUUCCAAGGCGGCAAAGGAGGUGGCUUCAAUAAAGGAGGCAAUAAGGGUGGAUUCAACAAAGGAGGCUUCAACAAAAACGGUGGUGGCAAACCUGGCGGCUUCAAUAAAUUCAGCAAAGACAGCGCACCUAAAGCGGGUGGCAAAGUGACAAAAUUCGAUGAUUAGACAAUAUAGAGUGUAUAUUAGAUGAUUUUAUUGUAUGCGAAAUUACAAUUUACUAAUUUAAGUUUAUUCACUUUAUUCGAUUAAGCGAAACUUUCUGAAAUAUUUUCAACAAAUAACAACAAACACAUUUUACUAUUAUUGAAUCAAAACCACCGACUAAAUAUGGUAUCGUGGUGGACGCAAGUAAAGAAAAUUAAGGCAUAAAAUAACCGCAAAUAUAAUCAUAAUAAUCAAUUUAACCAUAUUCAAUGAAGGAACGAACGUUUUAACAACACAAACCAUUGUGUUUUCCCAGUCUGAAUGUUUUGCAAACGUUUAAGCUGUGCGAACGCUUUGACUCAUAUGUUAUUUUAUCCACAAUAUUCAAUAAAUAAAUAUUGCAACUUAUUCAACAGAAA
This is a messenger RNA of Sitodiplosis mosellana (orange wheat blossom midge), 2689 nucleotides long. Its product is annotated as nucleolar protein dao-5-like. Bases 375 to 2291 code for a protein of 638 amino acids. The record is from RefSeq and is a predicted model, not a curated record. NCBI's taxonomy places the organism in Eukaryota, Metazoa, Arthropoda, Insecta, Diptera, Cecidomyiidae. The transcript is spliced from 5 exons. Gene Ontology annotation, molecular function: zinc ion binding; nucleic acid binding.